Molecule: messenger RNA, 2521 nt
Organism: Seriola dumerili (greater amberjack)
Lineage: Eukaryota; Metazoa; Chordata; Actinopteri; Carangiformes; Carangidae
Gene: bicral
Product: BRD4-interacting chromatin-remodeling complex-associated protein-like
Exons: 13
Coding region: 119-2521 (800 amino acids)
Biological process (GO): positive regulation of DNA-templated transcription
Cellular component (GO): SWI/SNF complex
Source: RefSeq, a predicted model, not a curated record
CGAAGAAGCGUUUCCAGUCUGACGAGAAGAUUUAGUUGUAGUCUAUUUGCCCAGCCUGUUACAGGAAACAAAGGGUGUUAAAUGACUGAAUCCAUGCUUCCUGCUGGAAAUCUGUGUCAUGGAUGAUGAGGACGAUCGCCGUCUUCUGGAUAUUUUAGGAGAUGUGGAUGCGUUGAAUGACUAUCUCCAUGGCAGCAACAGCAAGUCUAUUGAGGAGGAUGAUGUGACAAACGCAGCUUAUGGGUCGGAUGGAUCCUUCUUUGCCAGUGACACGGCUGGCUCCAACUCUGGCCUCAAGGAUGGCUCUUCUUCAAUGGGUGAAUUCGGCGAUGAUUCAGCCGGGGCAGGCCUCCAGCUCUCCAGCAGCCUUUCAUUUAUCGAGGAUGAAUUGGGGACUGGGAACUCCCCUGGAGGGGUGGACCUCGGCGGGGAGGACCAGCCCUUUGACAUCCUACAGAAGUCUCUCCUGGAGGCCGACAUCACGGAGCAGACGCUGGCCCAGGAGGCCUUAUUGGACUCCCAGCCCGCUCCCACACUAGUACAGGCUCCCGUUCCCUUCCCUUCCCAGCUGGUCUCUGGGGGUUAUGGAGGGGGAGUGGGUGUGGUCACCACAGCGACAGCUGCGUUCCCCACAGGCCAGUUCCUGCAAGGAGUGUCCCAGCUGCCCAAUGGCUCUGCCCAGCACAUCCAGGUGUUGGGCUCCUUUGGGGCAGGUGGGGGCGUGAUGACUCUGAGCAGCUUGGAGAGAACUCCUCAGAUUGUGUUGAGGCCAGGGGCCCCUGUAGCUGCGCCAGGGCCCACAACUGGGGGGCAGGUGUUUGCUCCUACUCAAGGGCAGGUAGGCCAAGUUGGCUUACCUUUCAAAAACAUCCCUCUUCAAAAUAUCAUUAUCCAGAGAGGCCCGGGAGGGACCCAGACUCUUGUCAGACCUAUCCAACCUAAACCCCUUCAAGCUGGGGCUCAGACUGUCUAUAGUGUUGGUCUUCAGCCCACUCCCACCACCAUGGCUAAUGUAGUAAACGCUAACACUGCUACUCCUGGGGGGCAAUAUACAGCCAAUGGCUCCAUUGUAGUGCAGCCGCCCCUGGAGCAGCAACAAGCGCAGGCCCAGACAAACAUACCACCGGGACAGUUCUUGCUCCCCACCUCUUUGGCGCUCACUCCAGGCAGCACCAUCCACAACGGCCCCGCUGACCCCAACUCAAACGCCCUAAUCACCAGUCAGAACGCGGUGCAGAUUGUUGCCGGGCAGAACUUUCCCGCACCCCAGAGGGGUCAGCUAAUUUUGAAUCAGGGAGUAGUCAGUGGGAGUCAGGUUGGCGGGGGUGUAACUCAAACAUGGACAGGAGUUUCUUGUGCGAGCUCUGCCCCUGUGCAGACAUCUUGCGCCCCUGGGCGGCUGACCCUGGUCGGCCCAGCGACGGCGGGGAUCGGCGGUCAAGCCCAAGUGUCAGCUAGCCCUGUGCAGCGCCUUCUAGUGACUCAAACUCAGAACUGCACGUCCCUGUCCCCUUUACCUGGUACAGUAACACAGGAACAAGAAUACAGACAGAAUUCUUCACCUGCUCUCAAACAGACACAGCUCAGCAACAUCCAUGCCAUGAAAACAGUGACACAAGAUUCAACGCUAAACUCUCAGGUCAGUGCACAGAAGAGGCCUGCCCUUCCGCCAAUCACGAGAGAGGGAAUGAUUUUACAACAGUUGGCGAGGGAUCAUGCUGGAGUUCAGACCCCGGAUCGACGUCAAUUCGCUUCAAUCAACGAUGCGCUGCAAAGACUCCUCCCUUACCACGUGUUCCAGGGGACUCCCCCCAGCCAGGAUGAGUUCUCACAGGUGGAUGAAGAAUUUGAGGCGGUUGCGACUCAGGUGCUGAAGAGAAGCCAGGCCAUGGUGAACAAAUACAGACGACUACUUAUGGUGGAAGCUGAGCGUUCAAGUCCAUCGUCAGAAAUGGUGAUGAUUGACAGGACCUUCAACCAAGAGGAACGCAGCAACCUGACACAAGACAAGCGCAUGAUACUAGUAGAUCCAGACAGCUUCUUGGAGGACUUCUGUUGUGGGAUGAAAUCCAAACUUUUCCAAGACCCUUCCCCGUCUCAGUCCAGCUGUAGUUGGAAUCAGUCGGACAGAGGCUCCACAGAGCCACCGUACAGGACAGACUCCCAGCCCGGGUAUGGAGAUCCGGGAGGGGGCGGGGCUGUAGGAGCAGGUGCAGAAGACAGACUCCACCCUCCACACUUACAAGAAAACAAGAGCGUCCUGGAACUGAAGAGGUCCCAGCAACGCUACGGGCCCAGCAGCGCCAGCAACAACAGCCUCACUGCUGCCAACAGUUAUCCCCCAACAGGUAACCCCCCAUCUUUUACAGCAGCGUCCGGAGGACAGACGCACUACCAGGGGUCUCACCACGUGUCCUCCCACCCGAUCCAGCCCCAGUACCCCCCUCGGCUCACCUCACCCCCCCACCCUGACACGGACUCUGCUCUAGAGGCGGCAGUCAACAGCAUCUUGGAAUGUUAA